UAAAUGACUUUGGAGCGUUGGAUUUCCAACAACUCUUUUCCAAAUCAUCAUUGCGAGACACGUGUCCUCUUAUUUUACUUUCAAAAAUUGAUUUCACUCUCCAAAAUCUGAAAAACACGUUCUCACUAGUCAUUCUACCACCUUCUUUUUCUGAAAAAUCACAUUAUUCCCUAUCUUUUAAUGGACCCCAUAUUUUCAUUGAAAAUGACAAGACAAUGUCAUCCAACACAUGGCCUAAUCCACACACAAAAGUUAAGUUCCAAGGUGGUACAACCUUUAGGUCACGUCACCAUCACCUUUCCACUUUUCUUCCAACAAUUUUCUAUUCUAUGCAAUCCUCACCCAUCAAUUUAAUGUCAGCAACUCUACCAAAGUUCAUUCCAAUUUUUCCUCUCUCAUCUACCAAAGUUCAUUCCAAUUUUUCCUCUCUCAUCACAAACCAAACAAAAUUCCUUGACAAUCAAAAUCAGAUUCCUCUUACUACCAUCCAGCAUAUGGAAUUAAUGAAUUUAUACCAUAUAUUUUGAAGAGGCAUGAAAUUUUUUUAUAUUUAGUGUUAUUUUAGAACCUUGAGGACAAGGUUCAUGUGAACCCCGCGGCAAUGAUAGAAGGGUAUUAUAUUAGUUAGAUGGGUAAUAAUAGAACUUAUAUUAUUAGUAUAGUUAUUGGGCUUUUAGUAGUGUUUGGGCUUUUAUGUUAUUAUUAUCCAUGAAGAGUCUUAUAUAAUGUAGUCUCAUAGAGACAUUUGGAAUCAAUCAAAGAAAUCAAAUUUAUCUUUUAUCUCUAUUUUCUUAGUUUAUUUUAAUGUCUUUCUCUUUUUAUUGUUGAACCCUAAAUUGAUAGUCUUGGUAGGAUUAGCUUCCUAUCACGCAAUUUUUUUGUAAUGGAAUAUAGAAGAAGUGUUGAUAUCUUGAUCAUGAAUAGGCAUCCAUUAUGGUGGUGACAGUUCUCUAGUCACUAGAGAUGAUUCUUGCAAAAAGAUUAACACUAACACUCAAGUUAAUAUGAGAUUGAGGUGGAACUUUACAAGAAUGGGUUGAAUCAUAUCUGAAUAUGACUCAUAGCCAUCACACUUAUAUAGAACUACAGAAGUGUCAAUUUCGAUCGUAUAUGAAUUGUAUAACGUGAAGCACAUAUGACAGUUGAAUGUCAGUAGGUGAUACCGUUCAACUUAUAAGUUAAAGUCUUAGACUAAUUUUUUAAUUUUUUAUUGAAUAACAGAAUGAAAAUUAAAUAUUUAUAAAAAAUAAAACUUUUUUUUUUAAUUGUUUGUAGAAGAGAAGGUAAAGGUUUACGUAAAAUUUUCGAAUGCCAUUAUCCCAACAGAUCUAUCGAAAGAAGAGAAAAAAAAGGCGCGAUUAACAGAUUGGAGUCACUCUAACUCAACUCGCCGGAGUUGCUCGUGGACACCACGUUUCCUAGACUCCGAUCUACGACGGCGCGGUUGAUGAAAUAGUUAAUUAGGUUCAAAAAGCUUUAGUUAAAGUCAUGUCAGUUCCUGACGAGGAAAAUUUGUCGACACAGUCGCAGAUUUCAUCUCACUUUUUCUGUGAUCUCAUCGAUUCCAUUAUAGUUGAUGUGGCAUCAGAGUGUCAUAGAAUAGCGAAGCUGGGGCUUGAUGCUAAUUUGGAUGAAGAAGAUGAAGAAUUGAAGUUGUCGGCACAAGCCAGGGCUAGAUUGGCUGAUCCUAGUAAUAGUAAUGACACAAAUGGCAAGUAUGUGGUUGACAUAUUCGGACAAACUCAUCCCACCGUAGCAAAUGAAAUAUUCCAAUGCAUGAAUUGUAACCGGUCUAUCGUGGCAGGGAAGUUUGCUCCUCAUUUAGAAAAGUGCAUGGGGAAGGGUAGGAAGGCUCGUGUGAAGGUAACGACGAGCAGCUCCGGAUCAGGCGCACAGAACCAGUAUACACGAGGCAGGAGCGUGAAUCGGUUGGCAAGUGGAAACCCUAGUUUUGCAGGUGACGAGCACUCAAACUCAGCCGUGAACUAGUGUGAGAUGAUCACUGUGUGUAUUUGGAUUUAGUAUUAUUUCUCUAACAUUUUCAACAUAUAAUCUAUGUAUGCUUUUAUCUGUUUAUAAAUAACUAUCAGUUAAAAUAUAUUUUCCGUUGCGUGUUCCAACAUACUCUGUUGAGUGAAAAAGAAGUGCAAUUUCAUCAACGCUGGCAGUGCCAUUUAUGAGUAAAAUAAUGUGAUUAAUGAUGAUAAUGGAUAAAAAUUUCCGUUGAGUGCCAUUAAUGAGUAAAAGAAUGUGAUUAAUGAU
Messenger RNA from Vicia villosa (hairy vetch), 2262 nucleotides. Its product is annotated as SAGA-associated factor 11-like. Gene Ontology annotation, cellular component: DUBm complex; SAGA-type complex. The coding region runs from base 1489 to 1989 and encodes 166 amino acids. The transcript is spliced from 4 exons. Lineage: Eukaryota; Viridiplantae; Streptophyta; Magnoliopsida; Fabales; Fabaceae. The record is from RefSeq and is a predicted model, not a curated record.